AUGAAAGAGACUCUCUCGCAAUAAAUUGGACGGAUAUUUUGUAUCUUGCUCUAUAGUGCUUCAAAAUAUUAUAAAACGGUAUUUGUUGGGGGAUAUAAUGUAAAUCAGCCAGACGUAAAAAUACAUGUAGAAUUAUUACCGCUAAUUGUCACGCGAAUACCACUAUGAUUUUAAUCAUGUCGUAAUAGAACAUUCCGGAAUAAGAUUGUGUUAAAAGUGUGUAUUUCACCAGAGAAUAGCAAACUUGUGUAUUUCACCAGAGAAUAGCAAACUAUUUCACCAGAGAAUAGCAAACUAUUUCACCAGAGAAUAGCAAACUAUUUCACCAGAGAAUAGCAAACUAUUUCACCAGAGAAUAGCAAACUAUUUCACCAGAGAAUAGCAAACUAUUUCACCAGAGAAUAGCAAACUUUUAAGCUAAGAUGUAAUCCGUAUAAGACUACUGGUACUAGUAUGUAAGAACAAAAACAACAACAACAAGAAACGUGAAUGGUGAAAGGUGUAUUCAUGUUUUAGUUAGCAUAAACAUGAAGUUGUUGUUCAAUCUGUGUGUGACGUUGCUUCUAAUAAAUGGUGUGAACUCUUUCUUCGGGUUGCGUAGCAACGAUGUAGAUGAUGCCGAUGACGGCGAGGUAUCGAACGCGAUAUUCGACUACAACCUGUUCCUGAAGAGUCCACAUUCCGCGCGUGUAGACUCGAAGUCCAAGGUUGAAACGCUUGGUGGCGUGUUGAAAGGUCACAUAAUGGAACUGAAACGCUCUACCAUGAAUCAGGAAAUUGACGUCAUCUUCCUUGUGGACAGCUCCACUAGCGUCGGGAAAAAGAAUUUCGUUGAGGAGAUAAAGUUCGUAAAGAAACUGCUUUCCGACUUCACCGUCGACGUCAACGACACGCGCGUUUCCGUGAUCACGUUCUCUUCACGCGAUCAAGUGAAACGUCACGUGGAUUACUUCUCGGACGUCGAGAAGUUCCGUAACAAGUGUUCGCUGAUGGACGACCUCGCGAAAAUCGAGUACAGCGGUGGCGGCACGUAUACUCUGGGCGGGCUGCUCGAGGCCAAGAAAGUCUUGAAGAACGCGCGCCCCACAGCGAACAAGGUAAUAUUCCUGCUCACAGACGGCUUCUCGAACGGCGGCGACCCGACGGUGGAGGCCCGGAUACUUCGGCAGGCGGGCGUGAAGAUCUUCACAUUCGGCAUCCAGAACGGCAACAUCGUGGAGCUGUACGACAUGGCGUCCGCGCCCAAGAACGAGUCCACCUACAUUCUCGACAGUUUUGAGGAGUUCGAGUCGCUCGCCAACAGGGCUCUCCAUGAAGAUCUGAAUAUCGGUCGGUACGUGGUUGAGCCGGACCGGAAGUGCAACCGCCUGUGUGUCGGGCGCGACUGCUGCGACCCGCUUGCCAGCUGCAAGUGCGGCACCCACACCGGCAAGUACGAGUGCCUUUGUCCUCCCGGUUACUAUGGGAACGGACUUCGCGGCGGUUGUCAAGCGUGCCCUGCCAGUACGUACAAGCCCAACGAUCGUCCCGGAGAUGUGCGCACGUGCGUGAAAUGUCCGGAUGAGAACCACGUCACAGAGCCUGGGUCGACCUCUAUCGAGCAGUGUCUGUGUAGGAAGGGGUACCGGAGCUUCGCGAACAACGGGUGUGCUGUGCUGACGUGCCCGCCACUGAACGACCCAAAGAACGGCUACUUCGUGAACGACAAGUGCAAGAACGUGUUCAACGCGGCCUGCGGCCUCCGCUGCAAGCCAGGCUACGAGCUGCGAGGAAGCAGCCUCCGGAUAUGCCGCGAGGAUGGCACGUGGUCUGGGGUCGACACGCAGUGCAUCAUGAAAACGUGUCCGGCCUUGAUGAAACCCAAGAACGGCAACAUGAUAUGCACGACGGACGAUUUUAGCUUCAACACCGUCUGUCGGUUCACGUGCGACACCGGAUACAAGCUCGUGGGCUCCAGGAAGCGCACGUGCCUCGCCAUUGCCUUCUGGACCGGAAUAAACACUAGAUGCAGAGAGAUCAAGUGCCGACCUUUACCAGUGGUGCGUGACGGCGUGACAUAUCCAGCCUCGUGUACGACGGGCGACGUGCCUUUUGGCACCACGUGCACGGUCACGUGCCACACCGGAUACAUCUUGUUGGGUCCAUACAACAAGCAGUGUCUGCCGGAGGGCGUCUGGUCUCCGGCGUCCGAACUGAGCCAGUGUAUAGACACUGCUCCACCGUUCAUCAUGUGUCCGUACAACAUCGAAGCUGAUUGUGACCUCAACGAGAACACCGCCACUGUUUCCUGGCAGGUGCCCCUCGCGGUGGACAACUCCGGUUACUUGCCGAUCUUGACGUCACAUCCUGCCGUUAUGCCCCCGGAGAAGUUCCCUAUAGGCACCACCCAGGUGACUUACAUAGCCGAGGAUCUGAACAAGAACAAGGCCGAAUGCCACUUCUAUAUAGUGGUCAAAGAUCGCCAGAAGCCCACUGUAGACCGCUGCUUUCAUCCUCUGCCGAUCGUGUCCGCGGACGUGUACACGGAAGUGACGUGGGAGGAGCCGCUCUUCAGCGACAAUUCCGGGGAGGAGCUGCGCAUCCGGCGCUCCCACGCCCCGGGACUUUUCCCUCUGGGAAUCACGGAAGUACAAUAUAUCGCGUACGACCCGAGCGGGAACAGCAACAACUGCACAGUGAGGAUAAAUGUUAUACCUCACCCAUGCGAGUACCCGCCCGUGCCUCUGAACGGUAAUCGCACGUGCUACGAGGACAGCCAGGGAGUCGUCUGCAUGUUCACGUGCAGGCCCGGAUAUGACUUCGCGGUCACGCCCGCGCGCCAAUACACGUGCGCCUUCGACAACGUGUGGGAGCCGCGCGAUAGAAUGCCCGUCUCGGACUGCUCGGCACUGGAGCUGUCUAACGAGAUCAUCCAGCCUGCGUCCUUCACCUUUGCCGGCCUCGUGGCCUGUCAGGAGAAGAUCGAACUCACGCAGCUGGAGAAGGAUUUCGAGAGGAAAAUAUCAAAACGUAUCAAUGAACUAUGUGAGGAAGGUGUGGAUUGCUCCAUCCGGGAUCUGGAGACCACAUGUCGAGAAAACAAAGUUGACGGAGUGUAUAUCGUUCUGGGCCGCGAAAAGCGGUCCGUUCCACAUGUGUCACGUGCAAAGCGAGAGACGCUGGACGAGGAGCACGAAGAAUACGAGACCCUCAAUGCAACCGUGACCUUUACGUACAAUCUGGCAGGCAAGGUAAAAGACAACACAGGCGCCGGCGCGCCGGAAGUCUCGGCGCUGCAACAGAAGCUAUUGGUGGUGUUCGACAACAUCAAGACGACGAUGGAGAAGGACGCGCGCCGCGGCGACCUUGACCUGGAAGUGGAGGGUCAGCCGCUAAGUCUACAAGGGUACGAGCUCCGGGAGGCGCCCGUGUUCACAUGCGAGACAGGAAGUGUCCAGAAAGGAAGGUCAUGCGCAAAGUGCCCCAUUGGUACGUUCUUCAACAUCGUUUCCCGUGAGUGCGAAGGAUGCCCCCGGGGAACGUUCCAGCACCUGGCCGGUCAAGUGUCGUGCUUGUACUGCCCCGGAAACACCUCCACCAUGGAACCAUUUUCCGUCAGUCAGCACAACUGCACGACACUCUGUCUGCCGGGAACCUUCUCAAACACGACGGUGGAGCCGUGUGAGACCUGCCGCCGCGGUUACUAUCAGGACCGGUACGGGCAGGCGGAAUGUGAGAGGUGUCCCAAACAGUAUACCACCUUACGACGAGGCGUCAUGGACCCCAACGAAUGUAAAGAAAAAUGUUCCGUGGGUUACGUGUCAAAGACCGGGGUGGAGCCGUGCUGGCCCUGUCCACGGGGCACAUUUCAAUCCAAGCCUGGGAAGUCCGCGUGUAUCAAGUGCCCGGGGGGAGCGGAUACGUUCAGUGACGGAGCCUCGGACGUCAUGCAGUGUGAAAUGGCGCAGUCGGACUACCCGCAAGACGUCGCUCCACCGGAAGUGAGUGAGGCGCCGCAGGCCGAACUGGCGUUUGACGACUGCUUCUCCAUGCCUUGCAAGAACAACGCCACCUGCAGCCCGGCGCCGAGCGGCCAGGGUUUUGAGUGCAAUUGCACCGAGGGAUUCGGGGGUGUGCACUGUGACACGGAGUUGAACGAGUGUGACGUCAACCCGUGUCUGCACGGGGGCACGUGCGAGGACGGUCUAGGGGACUACCUGUGUCAUUGUGCACUGGGAUACACCGGAAAGAAGUGCGAGACUGACAUUGAUGACUGCUCAGAGAUCGUCUGCUUGAAUGGCGGCGUCUGCGUGGAUCAGCUGGACGGCUAUACGUGUAGUUGUGUCCAUGGUUACACGGGCGUUCUAUGCGAGACGAACAUUGACGAGUGUGUGUCGUCGCCGUGCCUAAAUAACGGAACGUGCGUGGAUGGCGCUGGCGGCUACCGCUGCGACUGUCCGCCGGGCCUCCGAGGAGAGCAGUGUGAGAUCGACGACGACGACUGUGCAAGCGGACCCUGUAAGAACGACGCCACGUGCGUCGAUGACGUAGACGGAUACACUUGCGAUUGUCCUCCGGGUUACGAUGGAGAGAACUGCGAGAUCAACAAGGACGAGUGCGCCAGCGGACCCUGCGUGGCUCCGGCAACCUGCCAGGACCUUGUGAACGACUACAAGUGCAUAUGUCCCAUUGCCAAAACGGGCCGUAACUGCGACCAGAACAUCGACCCAAACUUCCAGCUGGAUUUCCCGCGUACGGCCAGUACGACGGACUACGCGCUGACGACCAUCAAGCAAGACCUGACCGCCGUUACCGUCUGCUUCUGGAUGAAGACAGACGACAGCACGAAUCAGGGCACCGCCUUCUCGUAUGCCAACGUGGAGGGCGACAAUGUGUUCACGCUGACCAAUUAUGAUGGGUGGGCGUUCUACGUUAACGGUGACAACAGGACCACUAUCGUGAAGGCCAACACUGGUCAGUGGAUUCACGUGUGCGUGCUGUGGUCCUCAAACCGAGGCACGUGGAGGAUAUAUAUGAACGGUAUACCCAGUGACAGCGGCAAAAACUUGGCUGAAGGACAAAAGAUAACAGGAGGAGGCGUGUUCGUGAUAGGCCAAGAGCAGGACUCGCUGGGUGGAGACUUCAACAGCGCCGAGACGUUCAUAGGCAAGAUCACGCAGCUCAACAUGUGGAGCCGUGAGUUCACCUCCGCGGAAAUUGACAAACUUAGGCUGAGUUGCGGCAGACAGUUGGGGAACGUGAUUGCUUGGACAGAUAUAUCUGGCAACGUGUUUGGGGCGGUUAGAGAGUCGCCUAUAGACUUUUGUAAAGAUUGCCCGGAGCCGCCGAAGUUCGAAUACGGGGAUGCUACGUGGAGCUCCCUAAGGGCCGGCUCCGAGGUCCAGUUCAGCUGCAAGGUGGGAUUCAAUCUUGUGGGCAAACCUACGUCAUUCUGCCUCGUCACCGGGGAGUGGGAGGUGGAUGAAACGCCGCCCAAGUGUGCACGAGUCCAAUGCCCAUUCCCGCGCACGCCCAGGAACGGGUUUAUCAGCGAAGGCACGGACUACACGUUCGACCACCGUGUGCGCUUCUCCUGCAACAAGGGCUACGCGCUGGUCGGGUCGGACACGCAGUACUGCGGGGAGUUUGGCUUCUGGGAGGGGGACACGCCCACGUGCGAAGCCAUAAAAUGCUCCAUCCCAGCGUUGUCGGAGAACACGCGAGUUAUCAACCCGUCACCCGACAACAAGUACAACCCCGGAACCGAAGUGCGCUUCGAGUGCUCGGAGGGCAAUAACUUCUACACGGAACACACGUUCGUCGACUGUAACGCGCAUGGAGCAUGGGACCAAAGUAUCCCCACGUGCGACCCGCAAAAGUGUGGCUUACCGCCAAAGAUUGAGCACGGCACUGUUGCCUUCAGUUCCGGUGUAACGGAUUUUCCGGUCGGAACGUUUCUGGUGUAUACCUGCGAGUUCGGGUUUGAACUCGCGAAAGAUGGACCUAACAAGGACGGUCGGAUCUCGUGUCUUCCUGACGGUUCGUGGAGCGUCCCUUUACCUCAGUGCACGGUUAUCACAUGCCCGAAGCCUCAAUCUGUCGCCAACGGAAAUUACACGUACGAUACGCUAGAUUUCCUCGGUCAGGUCAGGUACACGUGUUACCCCGGCUACGAAGCGAGCUUUAAGGAAGUCAUUGAGUGCUUUGAGACCGGAAAAUGGAGCAGAGAUCCUCCGAAAUGCGAACCCGUGAGGUGCAGCAAACCGGAUUCAAUAUUACACGGUAGUAUGAUUCUUCCGGAAAACGGAAUAUUCACUUACGGCGUGACAAUACAAUACGAAUGCAACUUGGGCUAUUUGAUUGUUGGGAACACAACAAGAACGUGCGCACAGAACGGUAGAUGGAGCGGCAGUGAACCGGUUUGUAAGCCAAUCUCAUGCGGAAAACCUAAAGGUAUUGACUUUGGGCAAAUAGUUGGUAGGGAUUUUACACUUAACAAUGCCAUAAGUUAUGUUUGUGACGAGGGCUUUGAGCUGAUAGGGGCCGCGCAAAGCACGUGCAGAGAGACCGGAAAGUGGCAAAACGAUCCACCGGUGUGCAGUAAGGUAUCAUGUGAAGUACCAGCGGCGGUUGCGAAUGGCUUUUAUGCAGGCCGCUCUUACUUUUACCAAAACUCAGUUACGUACGAAUGUGAGAAUGGUUACCGGCUCGUCGGCAAUGACACGUUAACGUGUCAAUCGAACCGGAAGUGGUCCGUUGCACCGCCCCUAUGUGAAGCAAUCAAAUGCGCGAGUCCUCCGUUUGUUGCCCACGCUAAUUAUGCAAACCCAAAGAACCUUGAACUGUUUGAUAUCGGUCACAAAGUGCAAUACAUUUGUAUGAGUGGGUACGCGAUUUCGUCAAACAGCUUAAACCCAAGAGGGGAAAUCGAAUGUCUUAAUACCGGUUUUUGGGAAGCGAACUUGCCAGAGUGUUUGAUUAUUUCUUGUCCACAGCCUGUCGCAGUUAACAAUGGAAGGCCGCUGUAUGAGGCGGUAACGUUUGGCAGUGACGUAACGUACAUUUGCGAUGACGGUUAUGCUAUAAAUGAAGGUUUAGACGUGUUAACUUGUGAAGCCAGCGGAGUGUGGUCUGGACCGUUUCCAAUUUGCGUUGCCCAAGUUUGUAUCGCACCCGUAUAUGUUCUGAACGGUGAACUGCGUUUUAAAGAUCUCAACGUCGGCUCCGUUAUACGCUACGUGUGUAACGACGGCCACCAGUUGUUUGGCGAGGAAGUGCGACGCUGCCUCGCAAACCUGUCGUGGUCGGGAUCCGAGCCCAGUUGUAUACCGGUUGAAUGCGGCGUCCCACAGUCCGUACAGCACGGAAACACGACUUUUAAUGAGACCUCUUUCCAGUCGUCUGUUUCCUACGUUUGCGAUCAAGGUUACUAUCUAGUUGGAGACAGCAUACGGGUCUGUCAAAGAAACAAAACCUGGAGUGGAAACGUACCGACAUGCGAACUAGUGCAGUGCGACCAGCCUUCGCGGAUCAUUUCUAACGGACGAAUGAAUGGAGAUAAUUACACGUAUGGGUCAGUUGUGACGUAUGAGUGCGACCCAGGAUACUUUAUUGACGGGUUGUCGAACAGCAGAACGUGCUUGGAGACGGGCGAGUGGGAUCGUCCAAUUGUCGUCUGCAACGCCGUUGAAUGUCCAAGACUUAACGUUCGAAACGGACAGACGUCUGGUUUUGAAACCGCCUAUGGCACAACCCUAACCGUGUCUUGCAAGCGGGGGUACAAGCUGGUAGGCGCUUCGACGACGACUUGCCUUAAGAGCGGGAUAUGGAGUGGCAACGAAACGCGGUGUGUCAAAUAUAAUUGUUCGCACCUGGAACCACCGACAAACGGCGAAAUAAUCGUGGACUUCAACUCCAUAGCUUCGUUCAUGUGUUUGCCAGGAUACAACUUAAAUGGCGAGAAGGAACUGCGCUGCCUUGACAACGAUACUUGGUCAGAAUCCGCCCCUACCUGCGACGCAAUUGAGUGCCCGGAUGUUACACAGAGCGGCCUUUCGAACGGGAGGAUGACAUUCGAGUCGCUUGUCUAUGAAUCAACGAUCAUCUUCGAAUGCGACGCUGGCUUCUUAUUGAGAGGCGGAAGAAGCAUCGAGUGCCAGGCGGACGGCACAUGGACCGGAGACACCCCGGUGUGCGAGAGACUCGUGUGUUACCCGCCCUAUGUAACUGAGAAUAGCCGAUUCGUUGGAGACAACAUGUCGUACGGGGCAGCGAUUGAGUUUGUUUGCGACAGGGGGUACAAAUUACGGGGACAAAGUACCCGCACUUGUCAAGCGAACGGUAUUUGGUCAGGAAUCGCACCCACGUGUGAACUCAUCUUUUGCCCAAGACCUGAAUCGGGAAAUGUAGUUAUCAUCGGUAACGACUAUUCGUUUGGAAGUGUACUUGAGUACAGAUGCAACGAAGAGUAUGGGUUGGUCGGUCCUGCUUUCAGGAAUUGUACUGAAUCAGGGCAGUGGUCUGGAACAGAACCAACGUGUGUUCGAGAUGAAUGUCCAAGAACGAAGGAUUUGACUAACGGACGAUUCCAGUCGUCGGGAAACGGACCUGGUUCUCGUGUGACCUUCCAGUGUAACGAAGGUUAUACGCUGGUCGGGUUGGGACUCAAACUGUGCCUCAAGCAGACACUGCUGUGGUCAAACGCUGAUCCAACAUGUGAAAGGGUUUCAUGUCCCGAUCCGCCUGCCAUCCCAAAUGGAAAAGUUUCUGCCAAGAAAUACUUUUACCUUGACACAGUCGAGUAUCAAUGCAACGACGGCUUCCAGAAGUUUGGUCUUAAUGUGCCCGUCUGCACCUCGAGUGGGUCAUGGGGUAGGUCUGACAUAGAGUGCUUGAAGAUCUCCUGCGGAAAAUUAGUCGUACCUGAAAACGUUGUAGCCACACUUCCCAGAAACGAGAGCGAAGGUCGCUUUAACGAAACGGCUAAAUUGACCUGUGUAGAAGGAUACGUUGGUCGUGGAGUGAAUCAACAAAAGUGUCUUUCCAAUGGAACCUGGACACGGUCUGAUUUCCGGUGCGAGGUGGUAGAGUGCCCUGUUUAUGACUCACUCAAAAACGGCCGAGUGAAAGCAAGCGGAAACAAGUACGGAAACGUUGUAGAACUGCAGUGCGAUGAAGGCUACUAUCUAACCGGAAAGUCGUCGUUGAAAUGCGGGGCAAAUGGAAACUGGGACGACGAUUUCCAGACGUUUUGCGCCGAGAACCAGUGCGUGGAACCCUCGGGAAUCAGCAACGGGUUUGUGUCGGCUUCCUCCAGGUCGGUGGGCGCCACUGCCACGUAUACGUGUAGCGAGGGAUUUAGGCUCCAUGGCUCUAAUCAACGUGUGUGUAGUAGGAACGGCACGUGGAACGGAUCGGAUCCGUAUUGUCGUAUGGUAAUCUGUGAGGUACCCCCGCCCGUGGAGCAUGCUAAGGCGUUUGAUGCACUGACUCAGUAUUUGUACCAGUUUGAAGCGAGAUACGUAUGCAAAACCGGGUACUUCAUUUCUGACGGUGACGCGUUGUUGCGGUGCUCGGAAUCUGGGCAAUGGAUAGGGAAGGUUCCGAAGUGUUCGCUGGUCAAGUGUAAAGAACCAGUUGCGCCGGCAAAGAGUAAGGUUUUGGUUGCUUCCUUAACGUAUGGAAGUGAGGCACAGUACCUAUGCUUUCCUGGUUAUAGACUGAAGGGUUCGACAACCGUGCGAUGUGACGAAACCGGAAACUGGAAGGGAGUUGUCCCCGAGUGUGUACCGAUCGACUGCGGUAACCCACCUGUGGUUGCAAACUCCAUAGUCGUAGAUUCUGGGGAUCACACAUAUAACAAUCAAAUAUUGUACAACUGCCAGGUGGGUUUUCAGCUAGUUGGGGAGAGUAGCCACAAGUGUCUUGCAACAGGCGUUUGGUCGGGAACUCCGCCUGUAUGUGAGCCAAUCUCAUGCGGGGUUCCACCGAAGAUUACACACGCCAUAUACCAAGGUUCGUCUCAUCGGUAUUUGGACAAAGUGACGUAUAUGUGCCUCGAUGCAUAUGAAUUAAAAGGCAAUAACGUGCUCCAGUGCGCAUACGACGGCGCCUGGCAGGGGAAAAGACCGGAAUGCGUCGAAAUCACAUGUGGCCCGCCGCCUGUGUUCGACCACGCGUUUACGUCAAUGUCGGUCGGUGCUGCUAUUGGUAGCGAGGCAACAUUUGUGUGCAACGAGGGGUAUUAUCUCGUCGGAAGUGCCCGCGCCAUAUGCUUGGCCAACAAGACGUGGCGCUACGAAAACGACGUCCCAACAUGCAGACCAAUAGACUGUAGGCCGCCUCCAAAAGUGCCCCAUGCUAGUAGUACCUUUACGUCAACGUUGUACGAAGCGCUUGUGGCUUAUGAUUGUGAUCUAGGAUACCGCAUGGCGUCAGGGGGUCAGCUUCGAUGCAGUUCAGCCGGCACGUGGGUGGGUCCGUCUACAAAGUGCGAACCUGUCACGUGCGGCAAGCCACCGAAUGGGGAACACAUGACAGUGAUUGGAAACAGCUCUACUUACGGCAGCGCGGUGUCCUACCAGUGUGCCAGCGGUUAUGAACUAACGCACGAGAAGAAAUCCGUCUGCCUGGAAACGGGGUCGUGGUCAGUCUCCUCGCCGGCGUGUCAACGCGUGCGAUGUCAACAGCUGCGCAUCCCCGAGAACGGCAUUACUGUUAACGGUCACUUCAACACGCACAACCGGUAUGGCGACCGUAUCGUCCUGGGCUGCGCAGACGGGUACCAAAUGAUUGGGGAGGCGAGUUUGCAAUGCAUGGAGAACGGGAGCUGGAGCAACGGGCUGCCCACGUGCAAACCCAUAUACCAAUCUGCUCUAGCGGCUUGUCCCUCGGAAGUUCUGCUAGAAAACGCAAGCCCUAUGUCGAAAGGGGUCAACAUCGGAAGUCGAGCUACAGUGACAUGCGCAGAAGGAUUCAUGUCUACGGGCAAUAUGACAACGACCUGUGAGGCAAACCUAAAGUGGUCUCUACCGGAAGGUCGUUGUUCAAGUACGUUCUGCGGGAAGCCACUUUUGCGAGAUUUUGUCAACGUAGUAAGCAUCAGCGGGUCUUCGUAUUUCUACGGCGAUGUCAUAACGUACCGUUGCCGUGCCGGGGUGCAGCCAGCGCGCUUCCCGCCGGCGAUCAUGUGUCUGUCGGACGGAACGUGGGACGGGGAGAUUGCAUGUGGGGUCACCUGCAAGCGUCCCUGUCAGAACGGUGGAAUCUGUCUGGGUCUGAACCGCUGUAAGUGCCCGACCGGCUACGGUGGACCUGUCUGUGAACAAGCUCUCUGCAUCCUGCCCUGUCUGAACGGAGGAACGUGUGUCGCCCCGUACAAGUGUGCGUGUCCCGACGGCUGGGAAGGAGUCAGAUGUCAGACAGCUAUUUGUCGCAAGCCAUGUGCCUAUGGAGGGCGCUGUGUGGCGCCCAACAAGUGUCUGUGCAACCAUGGUUACAGUGGGGCCUUCUGUGAGAGCAAGAGGAGGGCUUAGUGACGAUGCUAUCUGCGUGCAGAGCUGUGCGAAAAUAUGCAUACGCGGAUAUUGAACCCGUGCAGAUGCAGUCGAGCAAUGAACAAUUGAACAUAUUUACACAACUUAAAAUAUUGCAUGUUCAGUCUUUAAAAUGACUAUAAAUUGUACUUGUAUGAUUUUUGGAAAUAAACAAAUGUGUGUACCAUGUU
Molecule: messenger RNA, 11704 nt
Organism: Dreissena polymorpha
Lineage: Eukaryota; Metazoa; Mollusca; Bivalvia; Myida; Dreissenidae
Product: sushi, von Willebrand factor type A, EGF and pentraxin domain-containing protein 1-like
Exons: 38
Coding region: 528-11513 (3661 amino acids)
Molecular function (GO): calcium ion binding
Source: RefSeq, a predicted model, not a curated record